CGCGGGUUUUCUGUCCGCAUCCACAUGAUUGUAACAUUUAAGAAAGGACUGAGCAAAUACUCUCCACUCUGGCUCGCUCUCUGUCUCUCAAGUCUGAACCAUGGAAACCCACUGUGGCGAAUGCGACGCUGAUCCUCUCGCGAUGGAAACCGAAGAAGAGCCACGGCCAAAAGAGCCUCCCAGAAUCCACCGCCUGGACGAGUCCGUGGUCAACCGCAUCGCGGCCGGGGAGGUGAUCCAACGGCCAGUAUCUGCCGUCAAGGAGCUGGUGGAGAAUAGCAUCGACGCCCACUCCACCUCCAUAAGCGUCGUCGUCAAGGACGGCGGCCUCAAACUCAUUCAAGUCUCUGACGACGGCCACGGCAUCCGAUACGAGGACUUGCCAAUCCUAUGCGAAAGGCACACGACGUCAAAGCUGUCUACUUUUGAGGAUUUACAAUCGAUAAAGUCAAUGGGGUUCAGAGGAGAGGCUUUGGCAAGCAUGACCUACGUUGGUCAUGUUACGGUCACAACCAUCACCAAAGGGGAGUUGCAUGGUUACAGAGUAUCUUAUAGAGAUGGUGUCAUGGAGCAUGAACCGAAAGCGUGCGCUGCUGUAAAAGGAACUCAGAUAAUGGUUGAGAAUCUUUUCUAUAACAUGAUUGCUCGGAGGAAGACACUUCAAAAUUCUUCUGAUGAUUAUUCAAAGAUUGUAGACUUGCUAAGCCGGUUUGCCGUUCAUCACAUACAUGUGGGAUUCUCAUGCCGAAAGCACGGAGCUUCCAGAGCAGAUGUCCAUACAGUUGCUACAUCAUCAAGGCUUGAUGCUAUUCGAUCUGUUUAUGGGGUGUCAGUUGCUCGAUCUCUUAUCAAAAUAGAAAUUUCAGACAAUAAUCCAUCUACUUCAGUUUUCAAGAUGGAUGGUUUCAUCUCAGAUUCAAAUUAUGUUGCAAAGAAGAUAACAAUGGUGCUUUUUAUCAAUGAUAGAUUGGUAGAAUGCACUACUUUGAAGAGAGCUAUUGAAAUUGUUUAUGCUGCAACCUUGCCCAAAGCAUCGAAACCCUUCAUAUAUAUGUCUGUUGUAUUGCCACCUGAACAUGUUGAUGUGAAUGUGCACCCAACAAAGAGAGAGGUAAGCCUUUUAAAUCAGGAAGUUAUUAUUGAGAAGAUACAGUCGCUAGUUGAAUCAAAAUUGAGAAACUCCAAUGAGGCAAGAACAUUUCAAGAACAGAAAGUAGAACCAUCUCCAUAUGAUAAAAUGGCUUUGGACAAGGAGUCUAAUUUCAGCCCCCCACCUUCUGGAUCAAAAUCACAAAAAGUUCCAGUGCAUAAAAUGGUCAGAACAGAUUCAUCGGAUCCUGCUGGAAGGUUACAUGCCUACUUGCAAGCUAAGCCUUGUGGACCACUUGAAAAGAAUCAUAGUUUGGCUGCUGUGAGGUCUUCUGUUAGACAAAGAAGGAACCCGAAGGAGACCGCAGAUAUUACAAGCGUUCAGGAGCUUAUUGAAGAAAUCGAUUGCAAUUAUCAUUCUGGUCUGCUGGAUGUUGUAAGACACUGCACAUAUAUUGGAAUGGCAGAUGACGACUUUGCAUUGCUUCAGCAUGACACUCAUCUCUAUCUUGUAAAUGUGGUGAACUUGAGCAAAGAGCUCAUGUACCAACAAGUUCUGCGCCGGUUUGCCCAUUUUAAUGCUAUACAAUUAAGUGAGCCGGCUCCACUAUCUGAGUUGCUUAUGUUGGCACUGAAAGAAGAAAAUUUAGAUCCAGAAGGCCAUGAGAACAAUGACCUAAUAGAAAAAAUUGCAGAGAUGAAUACCGAGUUGCUCAAGCAAAAGACGGAAAUGUUAGAGGAGUAUUUCUGCAUUCAUAUUGAUAAACAUGGGAAUUUGUCUAGACUUCCAGUCAUACUUGACCAGUACACACCUGACAUUGAUCGCCUCCCAGAAUUCGUACUUUGUUUGGGCAAUGAUGUUGACUGGGAGGAUGAAAAAAAUUGCUUCCAAUCAGUUUCAGCUGCUCUUGGAAACUUCUAUGCUAUGCAUCCUCCUAUGUUACCCAACCCAUCAGGUGAUGGUUUGCAGUUCUACAAAAAGAGAAAACCUCUCGGGAAUCUUGAAGAUGAAGGAAAAACCUCUGACGACAUAGGGGAUGACGGCUUAAUGGAGAAUGAGAUCGAGCAUGAACUACUUUCAGAGGCAGAGACUGCAUGGGCCCAGCGUGAAUGGUCAAUCCAGCAUGUCUUGUUUCCAUCCAUUAGACUCUUUUUCAAGCCACCUACUUCAAUGGCUUCAAAUGGAACCUUUGUCCGGGUAGCCUCAUUGGAGAAGCUUUACAAGAUCUUUGAAAGAUGCUAACGAUAAUAGUUCUGGUAAGAUCAAAGUUGGAGAAUCAUGGGCUAUUACAGGAGGCUGCUGCUGCUCUCAGUGACAGUCUAAUUCAGUCUAUUAAAUUUUAGCUUGCUUUUUUGUCUUCUUUUUUGUUGUUGUUGUAAUCUUGCUUUGUAAAUGGUUUUUGGUAACCCGUGGUCCACUGUGUAGUGUGUAUCGGGUUUCUUUGUAAGCUUUGUAUAGCUUUUUGUAACUACAAUUUUGGGACCCACAAAUAAUGCAUCAUGUUCACUGGUGUUCGGAUUAGAUUCGAUUUUAUAGAUCUAAUGCUGUAUAUUCUGGUUCGUCAUUUUAAAUGACGUGAUACUA
Messenger RNA from Alnus glutinosa, 2674 nucleotides. RefSeq names its product DNA mismatch repair protein MLH1. Gene Ontology annotation, molecular function: mismatched DNA binding; ATP hydrolysis activity; ATP binding. The coding region runs from base 101 to 2332 and encodes 743 amino acids. The transcript has 16 exons. Gene Ontology annotation, cellular component: MutLalpha complex. NCBI's taxonomy places the organism in Eukaryota, Viridiplantae, Streptophyta, Magnoliopsida, Fagales, Betulaceae. Gene Ontology annotation, biological process: mismatch repair. The record is from RefSeq and is a predicted model, not a curated record.